ACGCGGAGAAGACGCGGAGAAAGAGGGUGUGGAGAACUCCGUGCUAUUGUUAGGGAUAGAUACCCCUGUUGAUACAAACACGCUUACCAGCGCGAUGGGCGGAUUUCACUAUGAAUGAUGGUCUAUUUGAGGAAAGACUGGUUCAGUUCCUCGAGAUGGAGUUUUUAUUUUGACAAAAAACACAGACCCGCGUCUUGCACCAGACCACUCACUUUCAUUAUGCAGAUUUUCAUGACAUCACAAACAUAUACGAGGGUACCGUUGUAACGCAGCCAUAUGUAGGAGCCUCGGCUUUACACGGCUCGUUUUAAGGAUGCUGAAAUUAUGCUCGCUAUGUGAAACAUCCACAGCGACACCGUGCAACUGCUGUAACGUAGAUUAAUUGCGGAGGAUCUUGUUGCUUCCUCCUUAUGUCACAUGCACUGUGUGUAUUUCUUUUGUGGCGCCGGAGCAGCUGAAGGCAGGCUGGAAACAAAACAAUAGACCGAAAUGCAGAGCUGUUCUUUGUAGCCAGCUAAUAACACGGACGGAAACCCACGACUGGAAAACGAACAGCUGCGACCGGGGAACACAAGAAUAUGGAGGUGAUCGUGCACUGAUUUUGUUACAGACUGGAUUUACUUGGCGUUAAAAUAUCCUCUGAAAUCAACUGGGAGAAAAUAUGAAUUCCGCUGAAGCAGCCGAGGAAGGACCUAACGAUUCAGACACGGACGCGUUUUUCAAAACAGGGUCCUUCAGAAACGACGGGAUUAAGGCGGCCGAUGUUUUGCCUGUGCUGAAAGAGAAAGUGGCCUUCGUGUCAGGAGGGCGUGAUAAAAGAGGUGGACCAAUCUUGACCUUCCCUGCCAGAAGUAACCAUGACAGAAUAAAGCAGGAGGACUUGAGAAGGCUGGUGACCUACUUGUCUACUGUGCCCAGCGAGGACGUUUGCAAGCGAGGAUUUACCGUAAUCAUUGAUAUGCGAGGCUCCAAGUGGGACCUCAUCAAGCCCUUGCUGAAGACGCUGCAAGAAGCCUUUCCCGCAGAGAUCUGCGUCGCCCUCAUCAUCAAACCCGACACCUUCUGGCAGAAGCAGAAGACCAACUUUGGCAGCGCCAAGUUCACCUUCGAGACUAGUAUGGUGUCAGUGGAGGGUCUGACGAAGCUAGUGGACCCGUCUCAGCUGACGGACGAUUUCGAGGGCUCCCUGGAGUACAACCACGAGGAGUGGAUGGAGCUGCGCGUCUCCCUGGAGGAGUUCAUCGGCAGCGCGGCGCACCUCCUCUCCCGCCUGGAGGACCUGCAGGAGAUGCUGGCCAAGAAGGAGUUCCCGGCGGACGUGGAGGCCUCGCGGCGGCUCAUCGACGAGCACACGCAGCUGAAGAAGAAGGUGAUGAAGGCCCCGGUGGAGGAGCUGGACCGCGAGGGCCAGCGGCUGCUCCAGUGCAUCCGCGGCUCCGCCGACGGCUUCUCGGGCCGCAACUGCGUCUCGGGCGGCGCCGACUUCCAGAGCGUGGUGCCCAAGAUCGCCAGCCUGCUGGACAAGCUGCACUCCACCCGCCAGCACCUGCACCAGAUGUGGCACGUGCGCAAGCUCAAGCUGGACCAGUGCUUCCAGCUGCGGCUCUACGAGCAGGACGCCGAGAAGAUGUUUGACUGGAUCAGUCACAACAAGGAGCUGUUCCUGCAGAGCCACACCGAGAUUGGCGUCAGCUACCAGCAUGCAGUGGACCUCCAAACACAGCACAAUCACUUUGCCAUGAACUCUAUGAACGCCUACGUGAACAUCAGCCGCAUCAUGUCUGUGGCGACGCGGCUGUCGGAGGCGGGCCACUACGCCUCGCAGCAGAUCAAGCAGAUCUCCGCCCAGCUGGACCAGGAGUGGAAGAGCUUCGCCGCCGCCCUGGACGAGCGCAGCACCAUCCUCGCCAUGUCCGCCGUCUUCCACCAGAAGGCCGAGCAGUUCCUGUCGGGCGUGGAGUCCUGGUGCAAGAUGUGCAGCGAGGGCGGGCUGCCCACGGGGAUGCAGGACCUGGAGCUGGCCAUCCACCACCACCAGACGCUCUACGAGCAGGUGACCCAGGCCUACGCCGAGGUCAGUCAGGAUGGGAAGGCUCUGCUGGAUGUCUUGCAGCGGCCGCUGAGCCCGGGGAACUCGGAGUCGCUCACGGCCACGGCCAACUACUCCAAGGCGGUGCACUGCAUCCUGGACGUGGUGCACGAGGUCCUGCACCACCAGAGGCGGCUGGAGAGCAUCUGGCAGCACCGCAAGGUCCGGCUGCACCAGAGGCUCCAGCUGUGCGUCUUUCAGCAGGACGUCCAGCAGGUGAUGGACUGGAUCGAGAACCAUGGGGAGGCCUUCCUCAGCAAGCACACGGGUGUGGGGAAGUCGCUGCACCGCGCGCGGGCACUGCAGAAACGCCACGACGACUUCGAGGAGGUGGCUCAGGUGGGACGCGCCGAACGAAGCGCCCGGCGGGGGUCCCGCUUCGUCACGACACCGCCCCUUUCCAAAAAUUCUCCUCCUUACAGGAGGCCAGAACACACAGUGUGCACAGUACCACUUACAUGUGCUAUAACAUACCCAGCGCCAUAACCCAGAUCUCGCUCU
Anguilla rostrata (American eel) is the source of this 2590-nucleotide messenger RNA. Its product is annotated as kalirin-like. The record is from RefSeq and is a predicted model, not a curated record. The transcript is spliced from 10 exons. Gene Ontology annotation, molecular function: protein binding; guanyl-nucleotide exchange factor activity. Gene Ontology annotation, biological process: axon guidance. Lineage: Eukaryota; Metazoa; Chordata; Actinopteri; Anguilliformes; Anguillidae. Gene Ontology annotation, cellular component: extrinsic component of membrane; cytoplasm. Bases 662 to 2575 code for a protein of 637 amino acids.